AUGGCAUCUGUUCGGAAUGGCUACGUAAAUGGCACCACUGUCGCAGUGGAAAAUGCAAUUGAUGCAUUUUCAGCGAAACCUCGAUUCUCCGACAUCCCUUCGGCUAUCGACAUUCCGGCGUCCUCGUUCGACACCGAAGUCGAAAUCAGCCUUGAAGAACUCCCCGAAGAUCCCACCGAGCUCUGCACCCUCCUUGACAACGAACAAGCUUCGAAAAAUUUCUGGGUAAUAAUCGCACUCGCUUAUGCUAAACAUAACCAACUUGACCUCUCCAUCGAGAUCCUCAAUCGCGGAAUCGCAUCCUUGCCUCAUGGCGCGUCAAAUGAGAAGCUCGGCCUUCUGAGCUGGAUAUGCUGGAUAUACUUGCUUAAGAGCAGACAAGCCCCUAGAGUCGCUCCGGAGGGGCAGUUACUCUCCGAAGCUAGAACAAAAGAUUAUUAUCUCCAAGCCGCUACAGCCACUGUUAAUGAAGCUUAUCGAUUGAAUCCAGCUUUUCCACCGUUUUUCCUUGCCCGCGGCGUCCUAUCCCUCUUACGCGCCUCAUUACAGCCUCCAGCUAAAGCGGUCGUGCAAGGGCGUACUACAUGCUCGGACGAGUCGAAAGUUGCCAAUAUCCUCCUUGCAGCGUAUUAUCUUCACGAUAGCUCGCGCCAUUCGACGACGGACCCUUCCUUUGGUUCCUUAUACAAACUCGCCAUGACCCAGUACACCCAAAAGGCUUUUAAACUCGAUAAGGAAUACCCGAUGACAUGCGCUAUGUUCGGUGGUUAUUUCCUCCUCCGCAGACAUUUCCCGACAGUUGAGGCACUCGCAAGAAAGGCUAUUGAACUCACUGAUGUCAAUGCCAUAGCUAGUGAUGGCUGGUAUUUGCUAGCGCGCAAAGAACAUGAGGAAGGUGAUCCAGCGAAGGCGCAGGAAUAUUACAACCGUGCCGACCAGGCAAGAGGCGGUUCCGACAAGGGAUAUCUACCCGCUAAAUUCGGCGCGGUACAGAUGCAAAUUAGGUCACAAGAUAAAGAUGGCGCGAAAUUCAGGCUUGAGAAGAUAGUUCAGCAAAAGAAAAAUCCGGAGGCAAUGACUUUGCUGGGCUCUCUUUACGCUGAAGAGGUCUUCGAAGUUGCAAACAGUGCCAACAAGGAAGACAAAUCCGCGGAAAUCAAGAAAGCCACGAGCCUACUUGAAGCUGUUCGCGCCUCGUGGAAGGAUGAAAAAAAGAAAAUAUCCCCUGAUAUAUCUGUCCUGCUUUAUCUUGCCCGUUUGUACGAGACGACUGCCCCUGAAAAAAGCAUGCAAUGCCUUUCUCAAAUUGAGCAAAUACAGCUUGCUCAGAUUCCUGAUUCAGACAAGCCAGACGAUGUGGAAGGCGAGGAAGCUAUGACUAAUAUCCUCCGAGAACGCCUAGCUCCUCAGCUACUGAACAACAUGGGCUGCUUUCUCUAUCAGGCCGACAAAAUUGAACAAGCUAGAAAUAUGUUCCAAACUGCCCUCAAUGCAUGCGUGAAAACGCAGGAGAAGGACGAUGGAACCGAUACAGACGCGCUUGUGACUACUAUCAGUUACAAUCUUGGGCGUACCUACGAGGCCGCAGGGUUGCCCGAAGAAGCCGAAAAAGUGUACGAAGGACUUUUGAAGAGACAUGGAGAUUAUUCCGAAGCCAAUGCUCGGUUGACGUACAUGUCCCUUCGUCAAAGCCCGACCGAUGAAGGCCCAAAAAAAAUGGCGAAGCUUUAUGAAGCAGAUGCUACCAACUUGGAGGUUCGAGCUCUUUUUGGAUGGUAUCUCAACAAGUCUAAACGCCGAACUGCGAAUAUCGCAGAAGAUCACGAACAGCGCCACUAUAAACAUACCCUUCUAGGGUAUGAUAAACAUGAUCGAUACGCUUUGACCGGGAUGGGUAACGUACACCUAAUGGCGGCUCGAGAUAUGAGACGAGAUGGGGAACAAGAUCGAGAGAGGCGGAGAAAGAUGUAUGAUCGAGCGGUUGAAUUUUUCGAUAAAGCUCUUCAGUUGGAUCCGAAGAAUGCAUAUGCCGCCCAGGGAAUCGCGAUCGCACUAGUCGAUGACAAGAAAGAUUUCUCAACCGCAGUUCAGAUAUUUUCUAAAGUUCGCGACUCCAUACGUGACGCAAGCGUUUACCUGAACUUGGGUCACGUCUUUGCAGAAUUGAGACAGUUUUCAAAGUCUAUUGAAAAUAUUCUUUCCUGCCUUGGUCGUGUAUGGUUCCUCAAGGGUAAACAAGAGCGAAGCAUAGCUUCAAUGAAGACGGCUUUGGAAUAUGCCCAACGCGCUCGUUCUGUUGCGCCUGAGCAGAAACAUCUUGACUUCAACCUUGCGUUUGUGCAAAACGAAAUAGCUCAUCUCGCAUCGAAUCUUCCCGAGACACAAAAGACUUCUCAAGAAAUCGAGGAAGCUCUAGGUGGGCUUGAGGAAGCUGUGGCGACUUUUGAGAAAAUCGCCAAAGCACCAAAUCCUCCCUAUCCACCGAUCUCGCUUGAACAGAGAGCAAACAUGAUCAAAAAUACGACCAUUAACCAACUUCAGCGCGCUUUGCAGAGUCAAAAAGAGUAUGAAGAAAAGAACGCCGCAAAGUUGCAACAGGCAAGGGAGGCUCGUGAGGCUGAACAAAAGCGAAGGGAAGAAGAGAGACGUAAACUCGAAGAGGCGGAGGCAGAAAGGAAACGCCAGAUCGCUGAAGAAAGACAGCGAAUGGUCGAAGAGGCCCAACGGCUCGCAGCCAUUCGUACAGAAGAGGAGAAAGCCAGGGAAGCUGCCGAGUACACCACAGAUUCCGAAACUGGGGACAAGAUUAAAAGAAAGAAGCGGCCUUCGGGGGCCAAGCGAAAGAAGAAGGGGGAGGAUGGAGAGGAACGAGAGACAUCGAGAAAAUCGAGGGCUAAAAGCACCACUAGUUCUCGCACACCCGCCACUUCUGACGCUGAAGACCAGCCUGCCCCAAGGAAGAGGAGACGCCUGGGAAGAAGAUCUACAGCCAAGUCGAACAAGUACAAGAGUAGUGAAAUUGUUGUUGAAUCCGAAACUGACGAGGGAGAAGCGGUGCCAACUCCGGAUGAAGACCAGCCCAUUGAAAAGGCAGAAGACGAAGAAAUGGGAGACGUGGGAGAUGCUGAGCAGGAAGACGAAGAUGCGAUGGUUUCGCGAAGGCGUAAGAAGGUCAACUUGCGAAUCGAGGACGAAGAGGAUGAGGAUGAGGACGAGGGUGACGUUGCGCCUGCACCGGCAGACGAACAAGAUGAUUUGUUUGGUGAGAAAUCGGCCAGCGAAGAAAACGAGGCGAAGGCUGGUGGAGAUGCAGACCUGGACACCGAAAUGCGAGACCAAGGAGACGAGGACUGA
This is a messenger RNA of Uncinocarpus reesii 1704, 3354 nucleotides long. RefSeq lists its product as uncharacterized. Bases 1 to 3354 code for a protein of 1117 amino acids. The transcript is spliced from 4 exons. Gene Ontology annotation, cellular component: Cdc73/Paf1 complex. Gene Ontology annotation, molecular function: RNA polymerase II complex binding. The record is from RefSeq and is a predicted model, not a curated record. Gene Ontology annotation, biological process: regulation of DNA-templated transcription. Lineage: Eukaryota; Fungi; Ascomycota; Eurotiomycetes; Onygenales; Onygenaceae.